Molecule: messenger RNA, 465 nt
Organism: Cylicostephanus goldi
Lineage: Eukaryota; Metazoa; Nematoda; Chromadorea; Rhabditida; Strongylidae
Source: the annotation of a GenBank genome assembly
AUGUCACCGCGAAAUGAGGACGAGGCCGCACGUCAACUCGAACAAGAAAGGCAGUUGCAGAUGAGACGGCAAAAGGAGGCAGAAGAUGCUUGGCUACGAAGAUUGGAUGAAAUGUUUGAGCAAAGAAAUUCGCAAGACAAGCUCAUUCAAGACUAUAUGCUAUCGUUGAUGAAGUUCUUUGACGAUUUGAGAGUCCAUCUCCAUUCUUUACCGCUCAAGUCUCGUCCAGAUGUAGCAGAUCGGAUACGUGAAGCUGUGCGACAGCAUUGUCGAGAAUUGCGAGUUUGUCGGACUGCUCCCCUCAAUAAGUUAAUCGAGAAUGCGUGUGUGGCGCGUGAAUCGGAACUGUGGAGCUUUAUCGACGUCGCUGCAGAAGUGGCGCUGGACGGUCCAGAUUCUGAUGGAGGCGGAUCGAGUAGUGAUAGCAGUGGAAGAUGCCCCAUCGACGUCGGGCAAGGAAAGUGA